AUGUCGUAUAAUUCAGGUACUCCUACUCUCCAAGCUCAACCAUCCAUCGAGCAACCAUAUGUCGCUAAACAGCCAUCAGCCAAAGCAACUAUGAACGCGAAAGGCGCAAGUUCCCAGGAAACAAAGCAGCAAGAAGAUACUAUGCGAUUAAGAGGUGGAUGUCCAGGUCAUUUCUGUGGUCUCCCUAUCCUCCCAUGUCGAUGCGAUAUCUGUAUCAUCCCUAUCCCAUGUUGCUAA
Messenger RNA from Kwoniella shivajii, 237 nucleotides. RefSeq lists its product as uncharacterized. The record is from RefSeq and is a predicted model, not a curated record. NCBI's taxonomy places the organism in Eukaryota, Fungi, Basidiomycota, Tremellomycetes, Tremellales, Cryptococcaceae. Bases 1 to 237 code for a protein of 78 amino acids. The transcript is spliced from 4 exons.